This is a messenger RNA of Cetraspora pellucida, 222 nucleotides long. Lineage: Eukaryota; Fungi; Glomeromycota; Glomeromycetes; Diversisporales; Gigasporaceae. The record is from the annotation of a GenBank genome assembly.
AUCAGUCUUUAUCAAGAAUUAAUUAAUACAAAGACAAAUGAAAUAACAAAUUUAAUGUCUACAAUUGAAAACUAUAAAAAGAAAGUUGAAAGAAUUGAAGAAAUAAGAAAAAAACAUGAAUAUGAAUAUGGUGAAAGAUUGAAAAAUCAAGAAAAAACUCAUAAAUAUGAAAAAGAAGAAAAAGAAAGAAAUUAUAAACAUGAAACAGAUCUUAUGCAAUAA